AUGUCUUCCCCAUUAGAUGAACUUUCCGAUGUAUUUGCAAGGGCAGAAGCUCUCCGCGAGGCAGCACAGCCGGAGAAGCAGCAACAAAAGCCGCAUCAACAACAUCACUACGCUUCAGCAGCAGAAUCUUCGCCUGGAGAUGAAGCAGCUCUUUUCGGCCCCUUUCGCGCCUCAAUCGGCCAUUCAUCCGUUACGAAAUUCACCAGUUCAGAAGCAGCAGCAGCAAUACCAGCAGUACAUGCUGCUUCUACGCUGGAGGAUACUGACGCAUUUGGAGAUUGGGAGUCUGCAUCGGGAGCCAGACAUCAACCCGAGCUGCAAAAGCCGCACCAACAGGCGAAACACCAACACAAGCAGCAAAAUAUUGAAGGCUUGAGGAGUUCUGAUGGUGGAUGCCCCCGUUUCGACGAGGGAAACGCGCUGCAAUGGGAAGGCUCCGGUUCUUUUGCUGAACUGGUGCAGCAUGGCAACAGUAGCAGCAGCAGAAGCAUUAGCAAGGGCAGCACCAGCAGCAGAUACAAGGGCCCCCCGAUAUCCUUAGACGCGGAUAUGCUUGCCAACCUAGCUGACGCUGCUGCUGCUCUGGGUGCGGAUCGUGGUGGUUGCGCUGCUGCGACUGCCAAUGUCCCUACUGCUGCUGCUGGUGCCGCCGCAACUGCCCCUGUGGCAGUAGCGCAUGCUUUGCAAAAGAUUGCGCAGGAGGUCUGUGCAGCGCCUAGAUCGCAUUCAUCGGCAACAACACCGUUAUCUGCAGCGGAAUCUGCACAGAUGAUUCCUGCAGCAGGGGAUUCAACAACUGUCCGUACAGCAAACGCACCAGGAGAGCCGAGCGGGCUGCAACGAGUCGCCUCAGUUACUUCUUUGGAUCUUGACCCCAGAAUAUUGCAUACUCCUGGGCUUCACAGCGAACAAAUUGCUGCGCCAGAAGGUCACUUGCCUGGAUCGGGACCCCACGAUCCGUCUGCGUGCAACGCAACGCCGGUUUGUAGGAGUCCCGACGAAGUUGCAGCUGCCUCUGCCGUCGAUCCUGAUGCGCCUAGCGCUCAUGCUGCCGCUGGAGUCUCCUCGAAAACUUCUCCAGGUUUGUCAGGAACCCAAACAGAUGCCAAUUUGACGGAGAUGACACUCAAGACUGGUCCAUUAAAUGCAUCUGCUGCUGCUGCUCGUGCUACCCCACAACAGGCAAAGGAAGUCCCAACAGCUACUACUGGCUGUGUCAUCGAGCCUAUCAGCCCUUCUCCUCGUGCUUCAUCAACAACUACGGCUGCAAAGCCGGAAACAGCAACAGCAGAUUCAACGACGCCAGCAACAAUAGAUACAGCAGCUGGAGCACCAAACGCAACCACAGCAACAGAAUCAUCUCACUUUGGGGCAGUUCAUGAUUGGGAAGCGGUAGAGCGCCUAAGUCAGAAGUACAGGCAGCUCAAGAAGCAGAACGCGCUGCUCAAGGAGGCCCUGCGGCAGCAGCAGAAACAGCAGCAGCAACAGCAGCUUGAGCAUCAACAACAAGGGCAGGGGCAGCGUCAACAGCAGCAUCAACAGCAGCACCAACAGCAACAGCAGCAACAAGAACCGCAGCAAGAAGAGCCGCAGGGGCUUGUGAGCCAACUGCAGCAGCAGGUCGCCCUGGGGGAAUUCAGGCAACGCCAGCUGCUGGAUGAGUUGGACACCGCUCAGCGAGAAUUAAAGCGCCAGCAACAGCAACUGCAGCAGCAACAGCAGCAAUUGCAACAGCAGCAUUUGCUGCUACUCAAAACGGGAGCCGCAAAUUCUACGGCUGGAGGCGCCCCAGGAAGUAGUUGGGGGUUGUCGCUGCUGGGGGGCGGCAGCGCAGCGGCUAAAGAUGCGGAAUUGAAGGCACUGCAGCAGCAAGUGGAGGUUCUACGGGAGGAGCUGCAGCUCAAGAUAGAGGAGAACGAGCGACUACACUUGGAGGCAUUUGAGGAAAGGCAGCAGCAGCAGCAGCAGCAGCAGCAACUCGAGGCCACGAUUAGCCUGUUGCAGAAACAGCAUGAGGAAGCCCAGCAGCAGCAACAGCAGCAUGCAGCAGACUACGCAGAGCUGCAAAGGCACUAUGAGCGCCUUAACCAACGGCAAGAAGAGAAGUUAAGGCAGCAGCAACAACAACUGGAACAUGCUCGUGGUCAGGAACAAUUGCUGCUACAACAGACCAUGGAAGACCGGCAGCAGCUUAUGCUUCGGGAGCAGCAGCAACAACAAAAGCAGGAGCAAAUAGUCGCCUAUUAUAGCACCCUGCUUGGCUGCGACUACACGCGGCUGCCCCUGCUGCGCUGUCUGGACUUGCCCUCUGGCGGUUAUGCUACUGCCGCAGCAGCAGCCGCAGCAGCACGAGAGGAGUUGCUGCGGCUCAUUGUUGCAGCUCUGGGAGAUCUACAACACGUUUUGCAGUGUUGGGCAGCAGGCCUGGAAGUGUCAACAGUAGCUGGGGCAGAACAGGGUAGCGAGGGACUAUCGGAGGACGGGUUGGACUCCUCAGAUGCAGAAACACCGGCCAACCGCCUGCCACUGUCUCUUGGUCUGGCCUGGCGGAUAAGAAUUGCAACGCGGCAGGCUCGCCGGGCCGCCAUUGACUCUGUGGCGUCAAUUGCAACGGUGUCGUCAUUGUUAGAGCGCGCUGUUGCCGCCGCUGCUGUUAGUGCCGCUGAAACUCUUGCUCGGCGGAAGGAAACUGAAAAGCUGAAUGCUGAUUUUAGUCGAUUCGUUUCUCUGACUCUCCUAGCCGUCUCGCUGCAGCACGACGCUCUAAGCGGGCCCCAGCAGCAGCAACGACAGAAGCGGCAGCAGCUGGAUGCAAUGCAAGGAAACGACAACGGCAGCAUUGCGGAUCCUUUCGGGCAAGGAGCCCACGUUCUGGAGGCGCUGCUGGAGGAGUUACAGCGUGGCGCAGCAGCUCUGGCCGCUGUUUUCAAUGCUGCAUCGGCCUUCAUGGAGGCCAGAAGCAGUAGCGACAGAAGCGGCAGCGACGACUACGUUGCUGCAGACACCCGGGUAUUGUCUAAACAGCAUUUUGCUGAGCUUGCUGCUGCACUAGAAGAUCCUCAAGAUAAGCAGGAUGAGGAAAUGCCAACUGUGCCUGAAAAGCGGCAGCAGAAGCUUCAAGAAGCGCAACUGCAACAUCAGCUGCAGGAGGACCUCGGACUUCCGCCUCUUCCUGCGUUGCAGUCCGCAUCAGUACGGUUGGUGCUGCAACAGCAGCGGCAGCGCCAACACGGAUACUCAAAUUCUCCUUUUCCGUGGCGCAGCUGUUUGCCAUUGCCGCCUUCGCAGCAGCGGAUGGACGAAGAAGAACUUCCUCUAUCUGAAUGCAACAAAUGGAUGCAACAGUUGAGGAGUUGCCGGAGGGCGGCAGCAGCAGCGGGCCUCACACUAUCUGGAUGGCGUGGAACAGCAAAGGCAACGAAGGAGCGGUUGCUGCAGCUUCUAGUCGAGAACCUAGAUGCGCUCUUGCAGACAUUCCGCAGCUUGGCAGUCUGCCUUUCUGGCCGUGUGCGCCGCCCAGCUGACCUAGUUGAUGGACAGUUGUUGCUGCUUUCCGGCACAGGGCCCUGCACACUUUCGCUACUGCAGGCACUGCGCGCAGUGAGCAGUGCAGACGGAGGAUUAUACCGUUUACUGCAGCACUCGAAGCUGCUGCUGCAGAUGCAGCGUUGCCCCUCGUAUGCCGUUCUUAGAUCAGAGGCUGUGGAAGAGGUCGCUGUAGUCGGUCUCAGGUGCGUCUCGCAGGCCCGCGCUGCUCUCUUGAGCUCCAGCGAGAAGAUUUCUGCGCGGGAUGCCCGACAAGUCAUAAGCAAACGACAAGCGGCGGAGGCAGAAGUCGCUGCGGCGGCGGCUGAGGUGCGACUUCUGGAGGAGCGAAUGGCUGAAGCAAACAAGGGAGCUGCGCAGCUUCGGGUAGCGCAGACCGCAGUGGCACUGCUUCAGGCAGAGCUCGUUAGGCUUAAACGACACGCCUGCAGCACAGCGGGAGGUAUCACCACCGAUGCACCCCCUACACGGAGCAGCAGCAGCCGGUACUCCGCUCAGGUUCGGAUUGACUUCAAGCUUUUUCUGCCACCCCGUUCUGCUGCUGCCUUUACCUACCGUGGAGCAGCUGAGAGCUUCUCCCCUCUUUAUGUCAUCGUGUUCCGUUCAGGUGAUGCCACUGCAGAGGGUGCCGCGUUCUCUGCUGGCAAUAUUACAGCAAAUUCGGCAAAUGUACUGGCACGUGGGACACCUCUGACGUGCAUAGGCCUUCACUUUCCUGCUGAAGAGCGAGACGGGGUGUACGCACAGCAGCUACUGCUGCUGCAACAAAAGCUGCACACCGAAGCUGCAGCUCUGAGCAUUCUGAAGAUGCAACUCAGCAGCGCUUUCAAGUAUUGUAAAUGCGUGCCUGGGCUAGUUGCCUACUUACAAAGUGGUCCGGUUAACUGUUGUGAUCAUCCGUUGGUGCUUGUGGUGCCACAGGCUGUUCAUGCACUUGAGGAUCAGCGCGCUGCUUUACGUUACGAGCUGCGUCGGUCGAAGGAAGAAGCAGCAGCAGCUGCUGCUGCUGCAGUUGCAGCUGCAACGGAGACAGCAGCAAGUGCUCGCCUUGCAGAGGAAAACUACUCGCAACAGUUACGGCUUCUUUCCCUCCAUGUGGCCGAGACACAUGAGAAAAACAAAGAAACACAAAGGGAACUCGAGGACCUGCUAAAGCACAAAAUACUCUGUGGACGAUGCGGAGUGUGGAAUCCCCUGAGCGACCUGCUGGUGGAAGGCCAGUCGUGGGGCUCUUGCGUGAUGUGCACGGGCAGAGUGAUGGAGCGACCGUUCUAA
This is a messenger RNA of Eimeria acervulina, 4821 nucleotides long. Its product is annotated as Trichohyalin, putative. NCBI's taxonomy places the organism in Eukaryota, Apicomplexa, Conoidasida, Eucoccidiorida, Eimeriidae. Gene Ontology annotation, molecular function: microtubule motor activity. Gene Ontology annotation, biological process: microtubule-based movement. The record is from RefSeq and is a predicted model, not a curated record. The transcript is spliced from 16 exons. The coding region runs from base 1 to 4821 and encodes 1606 amino acids.